Portunus trituberculatus (swimming crab) is the source of this 2486-nucleotide messenger RNA. RefSeq lists its product as uncharacterized. Bases 303 to 770 code for a protein of 155 amino acids. NCBI's taxonomy places the organism in Eukaryota, Metazoa, Arthropoda, Malacostraca, Decapoda, Portunidae. The transcript is spliced from 4 exons. The record is from RefSeq and is a predicted model, not a curated record.
GUCCCACCAGCACCUCAGUUACUCACUACAACCUGUUGCUCAUUAUCAUCUCACAUACGGACAUACAGCACCAUCACCCCGGCAGUAGCUACAUCUGACAGCACACCCACACCUUCAUACCGACACCAGCACACAUUCCUUCAUUGGAUCACGCAUUGCUUAUGUAGAUAAUCAUGCGGGUCGAAUAAGUGGUGAAGGUGCAUGUGGUGUCUGGCAACGAAGCAGAGUCGCUGCCAUAAACAGAGGAACCGAGCGGAGUCAGGCACAGCAGUUCUUCUCUCCUUCCCCAGCAGUUGUUGAAGAUGGCCUGCACACGAGCAGUAGUGGUGGUGUUGGGGAGCCUCCUUGCUCUCAAGCAGACGGAGGUGGAGGCCGGGGUGGCACAUGCCCAGGUGUUCUCAUCCAGAAGUGGCGCAGCGCAGAGCCAAGUCACGGAACCAGACGGUACUAUUAAAGGGGAGUGUGCGUACUUAGAUCCUGAAGGAAACUCUGUCAAAAUCAGCUACAGACAAUCUCCGGGCGGCCAAAUUGAGGCGGAGUCAGACCCCCCUCAGCAGAACGCCGCCGCCGCCCUGGAAACCUGCAGGAGAGCCGCUGAUGCCGCUGCCAAGGUCGCUCAAGACUCUCUCCAGGAGACGCAGGAGCAGAUCUUCCGCCAGCAACAAGAACUCCAGCAGCAGAUCCUCCGUCAAAACCAAGCCUUCCAGCAAGCCUUCCAGUUCCCCAAGUUCUUCGCUUUCCCACCGCAGUUCCCUUUCCAUAAUUUCUAAGGGACUCACGCUCCUUCCUCCGCCCACUCCUUCGCCAGUAGCUUGUUGCCUCACGCAUGAAGGAGUAACUGAAACAGAGAAGUUUGUGCUCGUAAAGAUACAUAAAACAAAUCCUUUACUGAUGGCGGUAUUCUUUACAUGGUAACCAGAUGGAGUGCUUUAUAAUUCAAAUAGGUAUUAUUACACAUUACGUUGUGGUUGUAUUGUCAAGGUUCAAUAUAUCUACUUAGGUGCAUCAUAUUAGCCAGUGUAAGCGUACACAUGAUACAGAUGUCAAUGUAAGCUCUCUAGAGUUUCAAAAGCCUAAGAUGUCUAUGCUUUGAGUAUGUAUCUUGUAUCAGUUUACACUGGAUCUUGCAGAGGCUGUGCGUCUUUACUGUGUUUUGUAUGCGUCCUCUAAAUCUCUUUUAUCAUAAAGAAAACGUUGCAUUUCGUGUGUAGUUAUUGUCUUUUGUUAUACUUCCUCUUGCUCUUUGAAAAGUUACAUUUCUUGAGUAUUUAUUCUGCCUAAUUACACGUUCUUUACAUUUUGAAAUGUAAGUUUUGAUUACCUAUGGUAGUUUACACUAUUUAUCCUAUCUGGAUUCUUAAGAAGCUGUUUCUCCAAACUAUCAACUCUGUUAUCUCACUCUUAAAUCUUUUUUUCUUUAUUUAUAAGAGAAUGCAAAUCUUGAAUAGCUAUUCUAAUUAAUGUUAUUUGAACCCUUUUCGUUGUAUGACAAGUAUUCCCAGCUUGCCAUCUUUGGUUCUUUAAGGUGUAUGCUCCUUGCAACUAUCUGAUCUUAUAGUUACUCCAUGUUCGGUGGAUUCCCUGCAUUCCACGAAUACCCUCCUCACCAUGGCAUUAGUACUGCAUGUUGCACUAUGGGAGCAACAAUUAGUAAUACAUUGACUGAUUGACUUCAAUGUGACUCAACAAAGGAGUCCCAUGGAGCUGGUACUACAGUGGGAGCCACAAAAUAAUAAAACAAGCACACAUGUAACAUUUCCAAGACGAGAGAGAGAGAGAGAGAGAGAGAGAGAGAGAGAAUUGUUUUACAUUCUUAUUCUUACCCCUAAAUAAAACAAGACAAUAAUAAUACCUUUCUUCUUUCGUUAAUCUAACUUUACUGUAUAUGCAAGAACGGUCUUCCGAGAGCACUGGAGUUACACUGUUAGAGUAUUCGUGACAUUGGGAUGUAAUUGGAGGUCUGGUAACAUAAAAUAACUUUAGAAGUGAACGUAGUAAAUCUGAAGGUUUUCCAAGACUACUCUUGUAAGAUGUUAUGAUAUAGACUAAUGAGAGAAAUACGACACAAUCCAGUGUAUUGUCUUAAUCAUUAUGUGUUUAAUUAUAAAGUCAGUUAAAAAUAAUCUAUGUUCAUAAUGUAUAAAUGAUUCAUAAUUUCAGUAACAUUUCUUUUAGAUUUUUUUUUUUCAUGAAGCUUAAAAAAUCAGUAACUUUGGUAAUAUUUUUUUUUUAGUUGAUACUUCAAUAAUUUCCUUAUCUAAGUAAAUGCCGUGUGACGUAAGAAUUUUCUUAAUGUUAUUCAUGAUGGGUUGACAAAAGGUUCGGCUCUGCCUAAGUGCGUGUGUGUGCGGUGAUGAUGAUGCAGUGGAUAUUACAGGAAGUGGACAGACAAAGCUAUUAAGAGUUAAGAUUGAGCUUCAAGUGUGGUGUGAGUUGAUAUCAAAAUUGUUGCAUUGUAUCUGUUUGAUUACACGUUCAUUACUGCA